Panicum virgatum (switchgrass) is the source of this 553-nucleotide messenger RNA. RefSeq lists its product as uncharacterized. The transcript is spliced from 2 exons. The coding region runs from base 44 to 409 and encodes 121 amino acids. NCBI's taxonomy places the organism in Eukaryota, Viridiplantae, Streptophyta, Magnoliopsida, Poales, Poaceae. The record is from RefSeq and is a predicted model, not a curated record.
CCACAGCCAGCCGAACAGAGCAAGCUAUCGUUGUACUCUCUCUAUGUAUAUACAUACAUGCGCGCGCGUGCGCGCGACCUGCAAGGUGACAGGUGAGAAAUCAUUGGAACACAAAACGACCAUGGCGGCCGAGCUCCGUUCCCCCACCGCCACCUGCAACACCGUCACCGUCGUCAUCACCAUUGUCACCAUCACGGUGCUGCUCCUCGUCUCCACCAGCCACGCGCGGGGAACGCUGGCGGUGGCACCUCCGCCGCCGGAGGAGGAUGACCCGCCGCCGUGCAGGGGAUAUUUCGCGGAUCUGGAGGAGUGUGCCAAGUGGUGCAACGAGCAAGGCUUCUACGGAGGAGGCUUCAUGCACCUGCUCUGCUGCUGCGGCUCAAGAAUAGCCACAAACUCCUCCUCCUAGACCUGCAACUACUUUCCGGUGAAAUGAAUAAACGCAGGAAUAAUGCCUCGCCGGCGUGUGGAAUAAUGCCUGUUGUCGAGACGAUUCUAGUAUAAUCUUGCUUCCACCGUUUUGGUUCUCUAUACAAUCCAUUUUGAUUUUUGG